AUGCACUUCUCUAUCGUCCUUCUGACUCUCGCAGCCACUGCAUCCGCCAUAGAUAUCAGAGGCUGGACUGGCAAUAGCUGUAUUGGGUCUUAUACAGCCUGCACAGGCGUCAACCCCAACAUAUGCUGCGAGUUUAGCCAAUCGUCAAGCAGCAACAGGGUCAGCAUUUCCGUGACCGCUAUCCCAAGAAGCUGGCGCAUUCAAGGCAAUUCUUGGACUGGUGGCCGCUGCAGAUAUAUCGCAACGUCUCUGAACUCGGACGGCGCCUCAGAGAUAUGCUUGUCUUACACCUCGCGUGGCGACCGUACGGGCGGUAGCUACACGUUUCUCAGCCGUAAGCGCGCCGAAGACGAGUCUUGUCCCGCCGAGCAGCCAGAUGGCGGCAGGUGUGAAGCCAGCGUCAAGCCCGACAUCCUCGGCCUUGAGGAUGGCACUGUGUACAACAUCGCCGGCCUGACGGAUGAGAAGGUGGAGGAGCUGGAGUCAAUUGCCAUGACUGGUGCUGGUGCCGAUGCUGUGCCCGCCGAGUUCGAGGUUCUGAGCCGCCCAACCCAAGCUUGA
Molecule: messenger RNA, 561 nt
Organism: Fusarium poae
Lineage: Eukaryota; Fungi; Ascomycota; Sordariomycetes; Hypocreales; Nectriaceae
Exons: 3
Coding region: 1-561 (186 amino acids)
Source: RefSeq, a predicted model, not a curated record